GUUAUAAAUUUAGAAUUUUAUUUAAUUUUAUUUUUCGGGUCCGUUUGUCUUCCUCGUCCGUUGUAAUCCGUACAAAAAUUGUAACAAUCUUAAGGUAGUAGUGAUAUCCGUGCUCAAUGGCGGGUAUGGACGGAUUCGGUUUUGACGCUCACACCGGAAACGGGAGUAGUUCCGAGACUCCGGUGGUGAACAUUUCGGCUGGAUUGGGUGGCUCUGUUGGGCAGACCACUCCGAUCAACAUUCCUUUCGGAUCGAGUGCGGCCAUGGGGUCCACUCCGAUCACUGCCUUCAUUGGAUCGAGCGCGACUAUGGGGUUUGCUCCGGUCACCUCGGUUAUUGGACCAACCGCGACUACGGCCGCAAUGGUCACCCCACUCGGACCGAAUAUGGCUUCGGCCAUACCGGUCAUUCCCUCACUUGGACCGAACGCGGGUGUUUUCACAUCCGCACCGGUCGGACAUCCUACUGUUAUGCUGCCUGCGAACUCUGUCAAAGAACCGACGAAGUUCACAGGUGUUGGCUUUAAAACAUGGCAGCAAAGGAUAUUAUUUUGGCUGACCACCCUCAACCUUGCGAGAACCAGGCGCGUGUCCCACGACCAAAGUGGCCACAAUCAUGAGAACAGAACGGCGUUUGGUUGGAAUCUGUGUAUGGUAUACUAUCGUUUACACAAGCGGCAGUACAGUUCAAAGACAUCGCGUUCUACUGAACAGCCAGUAAAGAAGUGUGGCAAGGAUAGGGGCAAUGGGAAUGAAACAGCAAAAACCAGUGAUGUUAAUGUCCUUGAGGUUUCUGUUGUAGGGGAGACUGUGUUUGAUGCUCAUAAAAGUCCCUCUCUUGAUUCUAAGGACAAGCUUGAACUUGAUGCAAAGCAAUUGCAUUCAAACUUACUUCCGAACGCAUAUAAUGGAGAGGCACCUUCUGAAACAUCUUCUGAUCCCCAAAUUAGCAUCCUGCCCAGACAAGAUCUUUCACAAGAGGUGUUAGAAUCAAAUCAAAAUGAGGAGGCUUCCCAACGAUAUAAUAUUCAAUACCCCCCACUUCCAAGAGUGCUUUUAUCCCCAUUUGCUGCUGAAUUCAUCCCCUUAAUGCCCAACCCUUAUGCUGCUCUUUUUAAUCAUGCGGAAGUCCUCGGGAAAAACAGCUCUCUUAAGGAUGAUGAAUUUGACAAGAUUGAUGAUGGGAACAAGGUACUCUACAACAAUGCAUUAGAAGAAAUCAGGGAAGAAAGAGAAGGGCCAAUUUUGUACACGCACUCGGAAGGAGAAGACAAGGCCUUCAAUGACAACAUCCUUAAACCUAUACAAAUAGAUUACUCCAGGAUGUUCAAAACACCUUUUGACUUGGGAAGAGAUUACAAGGGAAGGCACAUCUACUCCCCUUCGCAAAUAGUUACCAGAAACCACUCCGACCAACAUUCCUUUCGGAUCGAGUGCGGCCAUGGGGUCCACUCCAAUCACCGCCUUCGUUGGAUCGAGCGCGACUAUGGGGUCCGCUCCGGUCACCUCGGUUAUUGGACCAACCGCGGCUACGGCCGCAAUGGUCACCCCACUCGGACCAAAUAUGGCUUCGGCCAUACCGGUUAUUCUCUCACUUGGACCGAACACGGGUGUCUUCACAUCCGCACCGGUCUGACAUCCUACUGUCAUGCUACCUGCGAACUCUGUCAAAGAACUGGCAAAGUUCACAGCAGAGCUGCAUCCGCAAAGGAGUUAUGGACUACACUGUCCAACAAAUACCAGGCCGAGGACGCCGGUGCAAAGAAAUUUGUUGUCGGUAAGGAUGAGUUCCGGAGCUAUCUCAAGCUCAAACGGAAAGAGAUGACUUUAGAACAGUUGCUUGUUCGUCUCCAGAUCCGUGAAGAGGGUCUCACUCGCGAGAAGAAAGUAGCUGUUGCUAAGGCCAAUGUGGUGGAGCAUCCACCCAAAGAGGGUUCUUCCAAAGGGCCCAAGCCAAAUAAGGACAAGAAGAAGAUUGGUCCUAAAGGAGGCGUCGCGAAGACUAAGUUCGCGGGGAAAUGCUACAACUGGGGCAUUACAGGCCACCGUUCUUCAGAGUGCCGCAAAAAGCCUCAGAAGAAGAAGCAGAAGAAGGAAGAAGCUCUCUGCUCGAAGCUAGAUGCCAUGGACCUUUGUGCUGUCGUGAUAGAGGUCAACCUGGUCGAAUCUAACCCGAAAGAGUGGUGGGUUGACACUGGAGCCACUCACCAGAGAAUCGUUUUACAGGGUCAGAGCGAGAAAGCAUCUUCAUGGCCUAGCAAGAACACCCGAUUUAGAUUCAGAAUUCUAAAUAAGUGUGGCAAGGAUAGGGGCAAUGGGAAUGAAACAGCAAAAACCAGUGAUGUUAAUGUCCUUGAGGUUUCUGUUGUAGGGGAGACUGUGUUUGAUGCUCAUAAAAGUCCCUCUCUUGAUUCUAAGGACAAGCUUGAACUUGAUGCAAAGCAAUUGCAUUCAAACUUACUUCCGAACGCAUAUAAUGGAGAGGCACCUUCUGAAACAUCUUCUGAUCCCCAAAUUAGCAUCCUGCCCAGACAAGAUCUUUCACAAGAGCCCAGCAGGAAGACGGCCCAGCCCAACUUCGCCAAGGCCCACUUGGCGGGACCAAGACAAAAGACCAGUGAAGAGCGCCUCGGCAGUACCGUGCACUCGGCCCCGGCAGGGUCGGCCAUCCUCGGAGCAACCAAGGCCGGCCUUCUGUCCAGAGGUUUCCGAAGACAGAUAGAGAUGAAGCCGAGGACAGCGAUCAAAGCCCAGGCCUUGGCAGAUUUCAUGGUGGAAUGCACGGCAAGAGACAACAACCUCAUACCAACGGAGGAGCAGGGCGAGUGGUGGACUUUGUCUACUGAUGCAUCAUCAGCUGAAAAGGCUUGCGGUGGGGGCGUGGUAAUCCAAUCACCUGAAGGAUUCCGCUCCUAUCAUGCAAUAAAAUUCCAAUUCAGAGUGUCCAACAACGAAGCCGAGUAUGAGGCGUUGCUGAGUGGCCUGAGGCUCAUCCUCAACCUGAAGGCGGAGUACGUCAGGAUUAGGUGCGAUUCACGCCUGGUCGUCAAUCAAAUCAAAGGAGAGUUCGACACCAAGGAGGAACGGAUGCGUCUAUACAAGGAAGCGGCCAUGGAAUUGCUCAAAAUUCUUAAAGGAUACGAGCUUCUCGUCUCUGUUAUCAUCGAGGAAGCCAGCGGCUGGAUCGCAGAGUUGAUCCGAUACAAGAAGGAUGGGAUUCUCCCCGGCGAUGAGACGACGGCCCGUUUAAUCAAACGGAGGGCACCGACCUAUGUCAUUGAGAAUGGCCGACUAUACAAGAGAUCAUAUAAUGGCACAUUUCUAAGGUGUGUUGACGAGGCCCGAGCGGGGCAGAUCAUGGAAGAAGUCCACGAAGGAGACUGUGCCAAGCGUGCCAAGCGAUGCAAAGUGUGCCAAAUAUUCCAGAUCGUUCCGGGAAGACUGAGAACCACCUAUCAUCCCAUCAGCUCGUCGAUCCCUUUUGCUCAUUGGGGGAUAGACCUUAUAGGACUAAUGCCGAGGGCACCUGGCAAUUUCCGAUGGAUCAUUGUGGCCGUCGAUAACUUCACAAAGUGGAUUGAGGCCGAACCCCUGGUAGGGGGAACUUCGGAACAGUGCUCGAAAUUUGUGAACAACAACAUACUCUACCGGUAUGGUGUCCCAAAGCAGAUCACCACAGACAACGGGACCCAAUUUGAAGCUGGAGAUUUCAAUGAACUUUUGGGAGAUUGGAGGAUAAGGCACACCUAUAGCUCUGUGGCUUACCCGCAAGGGAACGGCCAAGUCGAGAACGCCAAUCGAACAAUCAUGGACGGGAUCAUGAAGAGGCUUGAAUCCUACAAGGGAGCGUGGGUAGACCAACUCCCCAACGUGCUGUGGGCAUACCGUACCACUCCGAGGAAGGCGACUGGAGAAACGCCGUUUUCCAUGUGCUACGGCCAGGAAGCGAGAGCGCCCUCGGAGGUGUUCAUCCCAACAUGGAGAGAAGAGAAUUAUGAAGAUAAGGAAAACGAGGAGACCAUGGCGGCCGAUCUCAAUUUCAUUGAAGAGCGCCGGGAGCAAGCUUUCCUCAGAGCAGAGAACUACCGAAGGCAAGUCAAAGAGUAUUACGACCGCAAGGUCAGAGCAAGGGAAUUCCGAGUAGGGGACUUGGUACUCAGGAAAAGGGAAGCCAGUCAGCCUACAGAAGGGGGAAAGUUUGCCAAAAGCUAAGAAGGACCAUACAGGGUCACAACUGUGCUCAGGCCAGGCACCUACAAGCUCUCCACGCUUGAAGGACGCGAACUCGGCAGGCACUGGAACACGCACAAUCUUAUUUCAUUCUACAUGUAAGGCGCUGAGAACCGUAACCAGUCGGCCUCGGUAGCUAUAAAAAAAAUCUCUUACUUAAUGAAAUACUCGCUUCCACGCGAAUUCUGUUUUGCUUUACGCAAUUUAUAGACGCUGCUUAGCGUUACCGGGCUCCCACGCCAUGAUUUUUUGGCCUCACGCGGUCUUUCGCUUUACGCGAACUAAGUCCCUUU
Molecule: messenger RNA, 4522 nt
Organism: Cuscuta campestris
Lineage: Eukaryota; Viridiplantae; Streptophyta; Magnoliopsida; Solanales; Convolvulaceae
Source: the annotation of a GenBank genome assembly